GGCCCAUAACCAUUUUCCAGAAUAUUCCCUUCUUCCUCAUCUUUCUCAGUUUCCUUUAUUUCUUUUCAUUGCUUCAAAGAGAAAACCCUAACAAGAAAAAAGGCCCAUAGAUAUCAAAAUAUUGAGAAAAGACAUGAUUUUUUCUUUGUUCUAAAUUAUUCUUUAAAGCCCUUGGGAGAAUAACCCUUCUGCAUAAAAUGGCCACACCAUUCAUAGCAGGACUUACUGUUGCUACUGCUGCAUUGGCGGGAAGGUAUGGCAUCCAGGCUUGGCAAGCGUUCAAGGCCAGACCACCCACUGCAAGAAUGAGAAAAUUUUAUGAAGGAGGUUUUCAGCCUAAAAUGACGAGGAGGGAAGCUGCUCUUAUUCUUGGAGUCAGGGAAAGCACUCCAGCAGAUAAAGUGAGGGAGGCACAUAGGAAGGUGAUGGUAGCCAACCAUCCAGAUGCAGGGGGCAGCCACUACCUUGCUUCUAAAAUUAAUGAAGCAAAAGACAUAAUGCUUGGAAAGACUAAAAACAGCGGUUCUGCAUUUUAAUUUCAACGGAGUCUCUUUAGAUGUUACAAAACGCAUGGUAACUGGAGGCGGAUCAUGCUUUCCGGCACUAGACUAAAAUUUUAAAGUGAAGUGGAUUAUCUAUUUUUGACCAAAAGGAUGUACAUUAGUUAGCUAGAGAAGGCAACAUUUGUCGGUUGUACGAGUUCACUAAAUGUGAAGAAAUUCCAGGCAAGAGUGUUGAUCUAUUAAGUACUUUAUCAAUUGAUGCGACAGAUUCAUGGUUAAUAAUGUGUUGGUUUCUUCUUUGUUUGGAUGCUGGAAACAAGCGCGAUAUCGAAUUAUGGUGAUACAAACCUGAUAGUUCAUGAAUUCUUCCAUUAUCUUUAUGUAAUUUAUCAAUUGAUGAGACAGAUUCAUGGUUAAUAAUGUGUUGGUUUCUUCUUUGUUUGGAUGCUGGAA
Messenger RNA from Lycium ferocissimum, 956 nucleotides. RefSeq names its product mitochondrial import inner membrane translocase subunit TIM14-1. The transcript has 3 exons. Gene Ontology annotation, molecular function: ATPase activator activity. Bases 198 to 536 code for a protein of 112 amino acids. Lineage: Eukaryota; Viridiplantae; Streptophyta; Magnoliopsida; Solanales; Solanaceae. Gene Ontology annotation, cellular component: PAM complex, Tim23 associated import motor. Gene Ontology annotation, biological process: protein import into mitochondrial matrix. The record is from RefSeq and is a predicted model, not a curated record.